GCAAGAGGAGACCAUGGAGUUCCAGAGACAGCAGGACGAGUUUGCCGAGAUCGGAAUGAUCAUGAGGGCAAGGCUGGCAGCCAACAGAGGAGAAUGGAACUUGGUGAGAAGAGGACGAAACCUUCCGGCACCCUUGCAACGCCCAGAAGGUGAAGUUCCAGAGAAUGAGAGGCCAGAGGAGGAGAUGACAACCUCAGUUGAGCGAAGUCGACCUGAAGAGCCAAGUCCAGUAGCAGAGGAUGCAGAUGAGAGUGAGCCUGAUGAGGAGAUGUCAGAUGGAGGUGGAGAGACAGAGCUCCAACAACGAACGGCUGGGCACAUCAUCACGGACUGGGAUCCCAUGACCGGCACCUUGGCGGACUACCGGGUGCUACAAGCUGAAGAUGAAGCUUUCAGCGGUGAGGAGUACUUCAUGGGCAACCCGGUCAGCGGGUACCACAGGUACUAUAAGCCCACAGCCUCGGAGCGAGAGGACCCGAGUUUCGUGAACGAUGCUGCACCUCCUAGCUACAUGGAUGUGGAUGAACCUCAGCCGGUGGAGAACUACAAUGAGGCAGCUGAGGACCCGAACAACAGGUCGGCCUUUGAACCUCCGCCGGUCGAUGGUGACUGGUGGGACUUCGAGACCCUGUUCAAGUACAUGAAGACCUACACGCACAUGUGCUUCGACCACAUUGUCCAGUGGUCCCUGGACGAGAAGCACGACUACAGCUUGUUCUGCAAGAUUGUGAUCAUGGGAGAUUGGGCCGAAGACUUCGACAGGUUUUCGCGGCUCUACCUUGAGAGUUUGAGGUGA
Messenger RNA from Durusdinium trenchii, 796 nucleotides. Lineage: Eukaryota; Dinophyceae; Suessiales; Symbiodiniaceae. The record is from the annotation of a GenBank genome assembly.